GAGGACAAAUGUUGGGUUUGGUUGUAUCAUCAACUUUGCAACCACCGAGCUUCCGCGAAGAACAGGAGGUGACUGCACCAAAGAAAGCAUCGAGCACUAUUCCCGUGUCUUCUGUUUGUGGUUGGCAAGUAAGAGUCAAAGCGGUCUGCAACAAUGUACCUGAAUCUUCUGUGCGCAGCCACCCUGCUCGGUGUUGUCCAUCCUACUCCUGUCUUCCCUCGUGCAUCAAACCAAGUGUUUGCUUUGGGCGCUGCCAACAGUCCAGCCGAUGUCUACGAUGGCGCUGGUGCAGGCAGCGACGCCUACCGAACCUAUUCUGGCGACGGCUCAGCAUCAUCUGGCUGGCCGGAGAUGGCGCAGUGGAUCUCGUUUGAGGAUAUGUUUGUUGCGAACGAAAACUUUAUGCGGGUGUCGUGUGUCAAUCUAGGAUCAGAUAAUGGGCCCGACAACAGCGACGAAGAAAUCACCCAGAUCUGGGACGCAAUCCAGUCUGCAUCUUCUCAAACCAACGUCGACCACCGCUUCAUCCUGGCAAUCCUCCUUCAAGAAUCCAAUGGCUGCGUUCGAGUCCGAACGACCGAUAACGGCGUGCCCAACCCGGGGUUGAUGCAGGCUCAUGAUGGCGAGUUCUCUUGCAAUGCAAAUGGGAACAUUCAGACACCGUGUCCCGCUUCUGAGAUCACCGGCAUGGUCCUUGAUGGUGUGGCUGGGACUUUGAGUGGGGAUGGCCUCGCUGGCAUACUGAAUCAAGUCGGCGGACAGGACGCGGAAGCAUACUAUCGGGCUGCCCGACAAUACAACACUGGGUCAAUCGCAGAGGACGGUAACCUGGACGAGGGGGGAUACUCUACGAAUUGCUACGCCAGUGACAUUGCGAACCGAUUGAUGGGCUGGGUUUGGGCAAAAUCGAGUUGCUCCCUUUGA
Cladophialophora immunda is the source of this 924-nucleotide messenger RNA. RefSeq lists its product as uncharacterized. The transcript is spliced from 3 exons. The coding region runs from base 154 to 924 and encodes 256 amino acids. Lineage: Eukaryota; Fungi; Ascomycota; Eurotiomycetes; Chaetothyriales; Herpotrichiellaceae. The record is from RefSeq and is a predicted model, not a curated record.